Messenger RNA from Zingiber officinale, 3360 nucleotides. RefSeq names its product putative disease resistance protein RGA1. Bases 1 to 3360 code for a protein of 1119 amino acids. Gene Ontology annotation, biological process: defense response to other organism. The transcript has a single exon. The record is from RefSeq and is a predicted model, not a curated record. Lineage: Eukaryota; Viridiplantae; Streptophyta; Magnoliopsida; Zingiberales; Zingiberaceae. Gene Ontology annotation, molecular function: ADP binding; protein binding.
AUGGAAGGAACUUUGGUAGCUACAGCUCGCUUUCCGGCGAACAAGGUGGCAAUUCUCGUCCAACUCGACGAGAAACUCAAGACAGAAACUGGUACCAAAAGGAAGAUGGAGAAACUCAAGGAGUUGUCCACGAUCAUUGGCGCGGUGAUGGAAGAUGUCGAGUCCCGCUCUUUUAUCGAUGAUGCUGUGAAGGACUUGCUGAAGAUGCUCAAAUACUUGGACUACGAUCUCGAGGAUGUUGUGGAUUACUAUGACACCAAAGUCUUGCAGAAGCAGCAGAGAUCGAAUACUUGUUUAAGGCCGGUGCGUGAUUUCUUCUCUUCUGAUAAUCAAGUUGUGUUUAAGUGUAGGAUAGGUGGCAUGAUAAAAGUUGUAAUAGAAAGUCUGGAUUCUAUUUUGCUGCAAAAGUCCAUUCUUCUUAAUUUGCCACAAGGCAGUAUCCGCAUGUCGGAACCAAGUCUAUACAAGGAGACCUACAGCCACAAUAGCUUUGAUGUUAGAGGGAGAGAACCAGAGAAGAAUAUGAUUGUCGACGUGUUAACAAAAGACGACGAUGAUGAUGAAAACAGUCGUGGUACAUUGAAGGUCAUCGCCAUCGUUGGGAUGGGUGGCCUAGGGAAAACAACACUUGCUCAGCUUGUUUUCAAUGAUGAAAGGGUGAAAGUUCAUUUUGUAAGUUCAAGAAUGUGGACAUUUGUUGGGACUGAAUUUGAUCCCACAAAGAUAAUGAAGUCUGUUUUAGAACAGGCUACUUUUGACCCAGUUAACAUCUCAGAAACAGAUUUAGUGAGGCAGAACCUAGAAAAAACAUUAUCUGGGAAGAGAUUUCUGCUCGUGUUGGAUGAUGUAUGGAAUGAAGAUCAAUUAAAAUGGGAUGAGCUGAAAGCAGCCUUAACAUGUGGGGCGAGAGGAAGCAAAAUUUUAAUGACAACCCGUAGCCAACAAGUCUCUUCGAUUAUGGGCUCAUUCAAUACUCACCAAAUACAACAGUUGUCUCGAGAUGAUUGUUUGUCCUUGUUUCAACAAUCUGCAUUUGAAGACGAAGCAGUGGAUCAAAACUUGAUGAAAAUUGGUGCAAAGAUUGUUGAGAAAUGUGGUGGUGUGCCCUUGGCUGCCAUAUCCCUUGGUAGCAUGCUCCAUGGCACUCGAGAUGAAAUGUAUUGGUCCUCCGUUUUGAUGAGUGAAAUAUGGCAGUCGGGAAAUGAUGAAUAUGAAGUGCUAGCUACACUAAAGUUGACCUAUGACAAUAUCUCUCCACAGUCAAAGAAGUGUUUUGCAUUUGCCUCCCUAUUCUCAAAAAAUUAUGGGAUGGCAAAAGAUGAACUGAUAAAACUGUGGAUCGCAAAUGGUUGUGUACGUUCAGAAGGAAAUUUUGAUGCUGAAACAGUGGGCAACCAUGUAUUUGAUGAUCUUGUGCUGAGAUCAUUCUUUCUCUUGGCACCUUUCGAAGAUGUAACCAAGUGCACGAUGCAUGAUUUGAUGCAUGACCUGGCACGAUCAGUAUCUGCAGAUGUAUAUUGGAAUUCUAAUCAAGAUUCAGUUGAAGACAUUGGCAAACGAACAUAUCAUUUGCAAAUAUUUCCAAGAGAGUUACGAAAUGAUAUGUUUUCUCAGGUCUUAGGCAAGAAGCCAUUAAAUUUGCGUACCCUGAUACUGAGCAAAUGUAAAUUAGAUCAGAAUGCCAAUUUACUUGAAAUCGUCUUCUCAGAAUUAAAAUUUUUGCGGGUGUUAGAUUUAAGUAACAAUAACAUCAAGGAGGUACCGACAUCAAUAAGAAAUCUGAUACAUUUGAGGUACCUCAACGUAUCUGGGAAUGAUAUUGAAAUUCUACCCAACUCAAUAAUCCUUCUCCUUAAUUUACAAUAUCUUUAUUGCAAUAAUCUUAGAUUGACAUACAUGCCUCGUGGGUUGUCGCAAUUAAGUAAUCUUCGAAUUUUAUCUUUCUUUGCUGCUGCUGAUAGAACUGGCGCAUGCUCAAUCACAGAGCUUGAGGAUUUGAAGCUUCAUGGAGAAAUGACAAUUAAAUUUUCCACGAAUUUUACAAAUUACCCUCGUGGUGGAAGACAAAUUUUGAAGAAUAAACAUCUUAAUCAACUACUCUUUGAGCUUAAUGGUUCGGAGAGUAAUGACAAGGACAUGUUGGACGAUCUUUGUCCCGACACGAGCUUAAAGAGGUUGAGCAUAUGCAAUUAUGGGAGCCGACAAUUUCCAGCAUGGUUGAUGGAGUCACAGUUGCCAAAUUUGAUUGAAGUUAGCCUUGAGAAGUGCCAUGGUUGUGAGCACAUUCCUCCGUUUGGAAAUCUGCAGUUUCUUAAGAAGCUUGACUUAUGCAUGAUGAAUGGUAUUACACAGCUGGGUGCUGAGUUUCAUGGGUACAGAGGCUUUCCUUCCCUUCAAGAACUCUUCUUACACGGGAUGGAUAAUUUAGAGGAAUGGUCAGAGUCUGAUGAUUCCAAUCAAUUGCUCCCUUCACUGCAGGGUCUGCGGAUUUUCCAUUGUCCUAAAUUGAAAAGUAUGCCGUGGCUUGCUAGAAUCCAACGUCUUUAUAUAUUUGACUGCAACGAGGGCCUACUCUCAUGUGUUGGUAGACUGACUUCUCUUUCUAUUCUCCGAGUGAGGUGGAUGAAGUACAUGACAUCUCUUCCAAAUGGCUGCAUCAGAAACCUCACAUCCUUGACGAAAUUAAAAAUCACAGAGUGCAACUUGCUCCAAUCUAUUCCUGGCGAUGAAAUGCAGCACCUAGGAACAAUUCAAUCGUUGACCAUUUACUGGUGCAAUGAUUUGGCAUCCUUCCCGUCAGAAGUGGAAAGUCUCAGUUCUCUUCGUUCCCUACGUCUCACAAAAUGUCUACAUAUAACAGUGGAGCCAGAAAUACUCGUCCGAAUCUUGAAUUCCCUGCAUAAGUUCCGAAUAGAGAUUUGUUGCGAGAAAGUUAACUUGCGUGGGCAACUGCAACGCUUACACUCGCUUGGAGAAUUGUUAAUAAGUGGCGAACAUGGUAAAUUUGCCUUUCAACGCAAAGCCACGCAGUUAGGCAUUUGUUGUUGUGAUGAUUUGGAGUCGUUGAUGACAACAGAACAAGCGGCAAGCAGUGUGCUCGAAGAUCUAUAUAUAGAUGGAAUUUCCGAACUCAUGACCUUGCCUGACUGGCUGCAGCAUCUCAGGUCUCUUCGUAUUCUAUCAAUCCAGAACUGCCCACGAUUAGAAAAGGUGCCACAGGGUUUAAAGGAUCUACAUAUGUUGAGUGAUUUGAAGCUUGUCAACUGCCCACAGCUGGAAGGAAGAUGCGAAAGGGAGACGGGCGAAGAUUGGCCCAUCAUCUCGCAUGUGCCACAGAUUACUAUUGGUCUGGUUCCUUAG